Messenger RNA from Paraphaeosphaeria sporulosa, 1184 nucleotides. RefSeq lists its product as uncharacterized. Lineage: Eukaryota; Fungi; Ascomycota; Dothideomycetes; Pleosporales; Didymosphaeriaceae. The record is from RefSeq and is a predicted model, not a curated record. The transcript has a single exon. Bases 241 to 927 code for a protein of 228 amino acids.
CUACCACACUCUCUUUGCCCCUCUGCAGCGACCCGUCCCACACGCGAGCACGAUUCCCCGCCGUUGCAACUGGGUUCCUGGCCAGCUUGCAGUGGGUACAUCUGGUCAAUUGGGGGAUGAGAAAUGUACACACAGAUGCCGCCCGACCUUUGUGUAACACAAAGCAAACCAUCGCUCGUGCAACGUCGGCCUACGGCGUUGUAGCUUGUCAAGAUGAAUGGACAGUGAUGCUUGUUACACAUGCGGACUGCUGUCUCCAUUAAUCGUUACAUCUGCUACACCACAAGCAGAUUUACCUGCCUUAGCUCUCCUCGGUUUCUUCGGGAGAACCGGUUAACGUUCACCAGUCCUCUUCACCGACCGGCGGGCUCGCUGGGCAGAGGAGCAUGUGAGGGUCCUUCUUUUCCCUCUUUCGGCGAUCGAUUCCGAGCGCACACCUACCGAACACAGGCGCCAUCCGAGCAAUUGUCAUUCGCCGCGUGUCCAGCCCUCUGUAUUGCAACACCAUCUCUCGACAGCGCAUCCAAGCCUUGGGGUCAGUCGCGACCCAACGAGCACCUUCUGGUGUUAGGCACAUCUCGCAAGCUACUGAAAGCUGGCGUUAGACUGUCGAGCUACAACGUUAUGGAUAAGCCAUCACGAUCAAGGCUGACGAUCAUUGUUGAACACAUUCCUCGAGGAUCGUACGUCUGGGACCUUAGCGCGCAUUCCAUUCUCGGGCGAAGCCGAGUGCCCUUACCACAGGGUCCUUUGCCCGCGAGCACCCCCUCGAAAACCUGGUUGUUGGGCUCUUCUGCCAGCACGUUACACGGACGCUUAGCCAGCAUUCACCCAAGCAAGGGCACAGGCCCAAUUACCAGGUCUCGAGCUGCCUCCUCGGAACCUUCUGUGUGGGGAAAAUCGUUCCUGAAGCGCCCACACGGGUGACUUGCAUGAGCUAUCCACGAUUCUGGACGCACGGGUUUACCAUGCAACUUACAAGGGCAGGGCCGGUAGGAAGCAAGCCGCCGGUGUGGGCGCCCUUCCCCGAGACCGUACCUUGGCGUGACGUCCCUUUGACACGGGAGCAUCACUGGAUCUUGCUAGCCUAGCCGGUCGCCACUGUUGUGUUCGGUCGUCACGCUCUUUGCGCCUGCUGCCCUCUUAGGAAUCAAUGGCCGGUGUGCAACGACAUCGGCCGGCAC